CACACAAAAAUUAACAAAAACAUAUAUAAAACGCAGAGCACAUAAAAACCAUUUCCCUUCUUUGCAGAAGAAAAUCACCGGCCAUGACCUCCCAAGCUUGCUCCUUCGCCGUCACCGUUCCCUCCGUUGCCUCCCCUCUCCGGCGCCACCGCAAUCUCCACGUUGUCCGAGCUCAAGUGGAACCAUCAGAAAAAUCUAUUGAAAUUAUGAGGAAGUUCUCAGAGCAAUAUGCCCGUAAAUCAGGAACAUACUUUUGUGUGGACAAGAGUGUUACUUCUGUUGUUAUCAAGGGGUUGGCUGACCAUAAAGAUUCAUUGGGUGCACCACUGUGUCCUUGCCGGCAUUAUGAUGAUAAACCUGCUGAGGCGCAACAGGGAUUUUGGAAUUGCCCAUGUGUUCCAAUGAGAGAGAGGAAGGAGUGCCACUGCAUGCUCUUUCUCACUCCUGAGAACGAUUUUGCCGGCAAGGAACAGGCUAUCACCUUGGAUGAAAUUAGAGAAACAACAGCAAAUAUGUAAAACAGAUUAUUAUGUAUUAAGUUACUUAUUAGUUGUUACAGCCUGUAUGUUUUGAAAGACAAUGGGAAAGAAAGGUGCAAUGAUAUGUAGGUAAGUUGCUUGUUGUAUUCACCAUAAAUCACAUGUAAUUUUUCACUUGGGCUCUUUCUAGAUAUAGCCUAACUUACACUGUAUUACAAAUCUCAUUCAUUUCAUCACUUCAUUUUCAAA
Lotus japonicus is the source of this 728-nucleotide messenger RNA. Its product is annotated as ferredoxin-thioredoxin reductase catalytic chain, chloroplastic. The coding region runs from base 84 to 518 and encodes 144 amino acids. The transcript is spliced from 6 exons. NCBI's taxonomy places the organism in Eukaryota, Viridiplantae, Streptophyta, Magnoliopsida, Fabales, Fabaceae. The record is from RefSeq and is a predicted model, not a curated record. Gene Ontology annotation, molecular function: oxidoreductase activity, acting on iron-sulfur proteins as donors.